Cutaneotrichosporon oleaginosum is the source of this 641-nucleotide messenger RNA. RefSeq lists its product as uncharacterized. The record is from RefSeq and is a predicted model, not a curated record. Gene Ontology annotation, biological process: mitochondrial electron transport, NADH to ubiquinone. NCBI's taxonomy places the organism in Eukaryota, Fungi, Basidiomycota, Tremellomycetes, Trichosporonales, Trichosporonaceae.
CACCGCCAUGUUCGUCGCCCGCGCCCUCCGCCCCGCUGCCCGCGCUGCGCACCUCGCCCGCGCUGUGCGCGCAUCGAGCAGCGUCGCCCUCAACCCCGCCGACCUCUCCCCGCGCGCCGCUGCGCCCGGGCAGGCGCCGAACCGCGCCAAGCCCUGGUCAGAGGACCAGCAGCCCAAGGCAGACGCAUAUGACAACCCGCGCUUCGAGCAGGUCAACCUCCCCCUCCAGCCCGAUGGGCUUAGCGCUAUGGCGCUUGUGAAUGAGCAGCCGAUCGUCAAGUUGGAGGCGCGCAGGGCGGUGUGCGAUGGUGGCGGCGGCCCCCUCGGCCACCCAAAGAUCUACAUCAACCUGGACAAGCCAGGAGCUCACGCCUGCGGCUACUGCGGUGCCCGGUUUGAGCAGGAGCACCACCACUAGGGUAUGCAUAGUAUUAGCGGUUCGCUGGGUGUGGAGGCCGGAUGUUGAGGGGGGGCCGAGUGCUCUCAUUGUGACGAGGCGAGGGGAGAUGCUUUCAACGGGAGGUGAGGGUUUGCCUGUGUCGGUGCGUAGGCGAGCGGGUACGGAGAACGCCUUACGCAUUGGCAUUCUUGACUGCUCAACUGCCGGUUGCACAGGAUCAAGCUGGACGUGACGCGCGAAA